AUGGCUCAGUAUAUUGGAAAGACAAUCUCAUUGAUCUCAGUGACCGAUAAUCGGUAUGUGGGCCUUUUAGAGGGCAUUGACUCUGAGAAAGGUGUCGUGACUCUGAACAAGGUGCGGUGUUUUGGUACUGAGGGACGCAAGCAAUGGGGACCCGAAGAAAUUUAUCCUAAUCCAACAGUGUAUGAGACAGUAACAUUUAAUGGUAACGAUGUGAAGGAUCUGAGUAUUCUAGAUGUCAAGUUAGAGGACGUACAGCCUGUGUUGCCUCCGCAGGUUGUGAUGCCUCCACCUCAAGCGAAGCAGCAAGUUCCUGCUGCUAUGACCGGUUAUGGUGUGUAUGCUCCAACUCCAGCUACAGCUCAAAAUUCAGAGCAGUCCGGAAAUACCCCUAGAUCUGAUAGCAGACCAAAACAGAGUCAAGAAGCAAAGAGAGAGCCUAAAGAGGAGUUCAGAUCUGAAGCGAAAACUCCAAACGAGAGACAGCCUACGGAUCUUGGAAGAAGUGCAAAAGUUCAAGAGGUGCCUGAGAAGAAACAAAUGUCCAAACCAGAGCCGCGUCAUGGGUCGCGUAAAGUAGAGAUUCCCAAUGAGGAUUUUGAUUUCCAAUCAAAUAAUGCUAAAUUCGAAAAGCCAGAAGAGGCUCAGGAUCAUGACAUUCAAAGUGGAGAUAAGGAUGAUGGCGAAGGCACCUUUUACAAUAAAAAGUCUUCCUUUUUCGAUACCAUAUCGACUUCUACGGAAACUAAUACUAAUAUGAGAUGGCAAGAAGAACGUCAAUUGAAUAUGGAUACAUUUGGACAGGCAAGUGUCAUCAACAGGCGUGGUCGCGGUGGCUUCAGAGGCGGGCGCGGUCAGUAUCGUGGCCGUGGCCGGGGAGGACGUGGUGGUCGUGGCCGUAACUUCAACAACAGGGAUAAUUCCAGCAGCGAAAAAAUAGAAUUCUGA
Molecule: messenger RNA, 945 nt
Organism: Lachancea fermentati
Lineage: Eukaryota; Fungi; Ascomycota; Saccharomycetes; Saccharomycetales; Saccharomycetaceae
Source: the annotation of a GenBank genome assembly